AAGAAAGAGAACCGUUUAGUUUGAAGAUCUAAAACCGAAUGGUCCGGUUUGAUUUUUCGGUUUCGGAUUUUGUCUAGCACUACUAGAGAGAAACAACGGCGGGUACUAGCGCCAAAUCAUGAUUCGUGGUUCCGGUCAAAGUCCCGGCGAAGCAGCCAUGGCUGAUUCUCAGUCCGGUUCCAAUGUUUUCAGCUUAAGGAUUGUUUCAAUAGAUUAUUACAUGGCUUCUCCUAUCCCUGGUUAUGAUAUUUGCUACAGUAGCUUCCAAGGUGGUGAGGUAAACGAAGUCCCUGUUAUAAGGAUAUAUGGCUCUACACCUGCUGGUCAGAAGACUUGCCUGCACAUUCAUCGUGCUUUACCAUAUCUCUAUAUUCCAUGCUCGGAGAUUCCACUUGAGCAUCAUAAAGGAGCUGAUGGAAGUACACUUGCUUUAUCCCUUGAGUUAGAGAAGGCUCUAAAGCUUAAGGGCAAUGCUGCUUCAAAAAGGCAACAUGUCCAUGAUUGUGAGAUUGUUAGAGCAAAGAAGUUUUAUGGGUACCACUCAACUGAGGAGGCUUUUGUGAAGAUUUAUCUCUACCAUCCACCCGAUGUGGCUCGUGCUGCCAGUCUUCUUCUGGCAGGUGCUGUUCUUGGUAAAAGUUUGCAGCCUUACGAGUCUCAUAUUCCUUUUAUUCUCCAGUUUCUGGUUGAUUAUAAUUUGUAUGGAAUGUGUCAUGUGCAUAUAUCAAAGAUGAAGUUCCGUAGCCCAGUUCCUCACCAUUUCCUUCCAAGGAGAUUUGAUUUGGAAGAUUGUGCGGGACAAAGGAUUGACGAAGUGGCUAUAACAAAGCAGGCAAAUUCAAGUGCUGCUGCAAGCGUCAGUUUUCCUAUUUGGAGCUUGUCAACAAUCCCAGGUCAAUGGAUGUGGAAUAUCUCAGAAGAAUCUGAUACACCGUUGAGCCAGAGCCAGCAUAGGCACUAUUACAGACGUCAGAGUCUCUGUGAACUUGAGGGAGAUGCUACUAUUACUGAUAUUCUCAAUCAACAGUUUAAAAUGUACAACUCCCUUUCACAAGCCCAGUCUGAUACUAACAUGGUUCAGUCGCUUGUGGCAAUUUGGGAGGAGGAAUAUGAAAGGACUGGCGUGCAUGAUGCACCUAUACCUCCUGAUCCUGGCAAACCAUCUGCAGCAGAUGUGUUGAAGACUAUGUCAGAUUAUGUUGGGUUUGAGAAUAUGCUUAAAGAAAUGCAUAACGAAGUUGACUUGUCUCAGUCUGAUAUGAAGCCUACUGCAGUAUCUUCAGCCGGUCCAGAUAGGCAUGCCAAACCUGAAAUUAGUGAUCUGCAGGUUUUGAAUCAUAUGGUUGGUACAAGCAGUAAGUUUCCUGCAUCAGAACAGCUUUCUCCACUUGGUGAGAGGAAUGGAGAAGCAUCAAUGGAAAAUGAUGAAUAUAUGAAAACACCCAUGGACAGAGAUACACCUGCUGAAAUACAAGAUGCUGAAGCCUUGGGUCUCUUUAAGUGGUUUGCCUCAUCCCAGGCUGCAGAGGACAUAAACUCUGAUGAUGAAAUUCUCCGGGAAACUAUCCUUAGUCCUCUUUUGCCUUUAGCUUCCAUUAACAAGGUUCUUGAAAUGGCUAGUACAGAUUAUGUGAGCCAAUCCCAAAAGGAAUGUCAAGACAUUCUUGAUUCUCAGGAAGAUCUACCAGACUUCGGGAGUUCAACAAAGAGAGCUUUACCUAGUAAUCCUGAUAGCCAGAAUCUUAUAACUUCAUCGGACAAACAAUCUCUUGAAACAGAAGUCGCUAGUGAUGUUCCAGAUAUCUCCACUUCAAAUGGCGCAAGCGAAAAUUCAUUCCAGAGAUACAGAAAGAGUGAAGUAAUGGAGAAUAAGAACAGGAGCUACUCUAAGAGCAACAAGCCUAGCAACUCAGUAUGGGGACCUUUACUUUUUACACUGACCAAAAAUCUUCAGAAUGACUUUGACAGUACAAAUACUAGUGAUAAACUUGGUUUAACAAAGAUUAAUUCAGACCACCCCAUGAAUGAGACGACAGACAAAUAUAAUGUUCCAGUCAAAGAACAUCAAGCAGAUGUUUGUAAUUCGAUUGACAAAAACGUUUUGGCUGGAUGUUCUCUGCGGGACUUGAUGAGGAAAAAACGGUUAUGCCAUGGAGACUCGCCUGUUUCACAACAUAUGAAAUUUAGAAAGGUUCUACCACAGUCUAGAGAUUCACCACACGGGGAAAAAAAGCAGUGCACCUUGAGAUCUGAGGCUGAAAAACAAGGUCCUGCUCUUUCUGCAGAAUUUAGUGAAGUUGAUUAUGGCGAUGCUCCUUCAACUUUAUCUCCUAUAGAUGAUGGAACUUGUGAGUGUAAUAUAUCCACUCAGAUGACUGAACUUCAUUCCGUUGGUAGAUGUUCGGCUAAAGAGACGGCAUUUCAAAACAGUGAUGAAGUUGUAAGGAAUUUUUCAUUUACCACUGUUUCACUUGGUAAGGAUCCACAAACUGUGGAAUCAGGAACAUUAGUGUCUAGCAAUAAACUUCUUGGGAUUGAAAUAGAUGAUGUCCAAAAAUCGGGGAGGGAGCAAGAGUCAACUGCCAAUGAAAUUGUUGAGACAGGAAGAUUAAUAUGCCUAACCUUAAGCAAGAAGCCUCCUUCUGUGGAUUGCCUAAGUUCUGGACUGCACGAUUCUGGACAUUCUCACGAUAUUCUCGCCCAAUUUCAUCAUGCCAGGGAAAAACAGCAUGAUGGAUGUGAGGGGAAUUCCAAGGACAUCCCAUUUUUUCCCUUGGAGGACACCGGAAUCAACAAGGAUGGAAAUAAACACUUUUUCCAAGGAGCUUCCCUUGGUAUUCCCUUGCAUCAUCUCAAUGACGGCUCAAAUCUUUACCUACUGGCCCCUGCCUUGUCACCCCCUUCUGUGGAUUCUGUUUUACAAUGGAUAGCAGAAGACAAAGGUCCAGGAGACUAUAAUAUUGAUUCAGAAAAACAACCAUUAGAAGAUGAUCAUAUUGAUCGUGGGGCAAGUUUCACUGAUCUUGCUUCUGCAUCUAAUGUGGUGUCUGUGUCUGAGCACGUGCAGCAUCAUAAUAACGUUUUUGUGAAUUCAGAAUCAAAUACUUAUACAGAGUCUGAGAUAGAUCUGAAACGUAGAGGAACGUUUCUUAAUCUUAACUCUCAGAUUUCCCAAGAGAUGUCUCAGAUUUCAGGUCCUGAUGGGAAAUCAGGGCCCACUCCCUUAAGUCAAAUGGGAUUCCGAGAUCCUGCGAGCAUGGGGGCUGGGCAACAACUUACAGUGCUGAGUAUAGAGGUUCAUGCAGAGUCUAGAGGGGACCUGCGACCUGAUCCACGAUUUGAUUCUGUCAAUGUCAUAGCUCUCGUCGUGCAGAAUGACGAUAGUUUUGUAGCUGAAGUAUUUGUGCUUUUAGUUAGUCCAGAUAGCAUUGAUCAGAGAAAUGUUGAUGGCCUAUCUGGAUGCAAGUUUUCUGUAUUCCUUGAAGAGAGGCAACUAUUCAGUUAUUUUAUUGAGACUUUGUGUAAAUGGGAUCCAGAUAUUCUUCUGGGAUGGGAUAUACAGGGUGGAUCCAUUGGUUUUCUAGCUGAAAGGGCUGCCCAGCUUGGCAUAAGAUUUCUCAAUAAUAUAUCUAGGACGCCAUCUCCGACCACGAGAAACGAUUCAGAUAAUAAGAGAAAGCUUGGUAAAAAUCUGCUGCCAGAUCCUUUGGUAGCUGAUCCUGCUCAAGUAGAAGAAGUGGUAAUUGAGGAUGAGUGGGGCCGCACACAUGCUAGUGGUGUUCAUGUUGGAGGUAGAAUUGUUCUCAAUGCAUGGCGUUUGAUUCGCGGGGAAGUUAAACUCAACAUGUACACAAUUGAAGCUGUGUCGGAGGCUGUUUUGAGGCAGAAGAUUCCAUCCAUCCCCUAUAAAGUAUUGACAGAAUGGUUUUCAAGUGGUCCUGCGGGGGCAAGAUAUCGAUGCAUAGAAUAUGUGGUUCGCCGAACAAAUUUGAACCUUGAGAUAAUGAGUCAACUUGACAUGAUAAAUCGUACAUCAGAACUUGCUCGUGUUUUUGGCAUAGACUUUUUCUCAGUUCUCUCCCGAGGUUCCCAAUACAGAGUGGAAUCUAUGCUUUUGAGAUUAGCGCACACACAAAAUUAUCUUGCUAUAUCUCCAGGAAACCAACAGGUUGCUUCUCAGCCAGCUAUGGAAUGUGUACCUCUUGUGAUGGAACCAGAAUCUGCCUUCUACGAUGAUCCUGUUAUUGUGUUGGAUUUUCAAUCUCUUUACCCUUCAAUGAUUAUAGCAUAUAAUCUGUGUUUUUCUACGUGUCUUGGAAAACUUGCACAUUUGAAGAUGAACACCCUUGGGGUCAGCUCAUACUCUCUAGACCUUGGUGUUCUUCAGGAUUUAAAUCAAAUCCUGCAGACCCCAAACAGUGUGAUGUAUGUGCCACCAGAGGUGCGCAGAGGAAUUUUACCUAGGCUGCUAGAGGAAAUUCUAUCUACAAGAAUAAUGGUGAAAAAAGCAAUGAAAAAGUUGACUCCUUCAGAAGCAGUUCUUCACCGGAUAUUUAAUGCAAGGCAGCUUGCUUUAAAGCUGAUAGCAAAUGUUACUUAUGGCUAUACUGCUGCUGGCUUCAGUGGUCGAAUGCCUUGUGCAGAGCUGGCAGAUAGUAUUGUCCAGUGUGGUCGUAGCACACUUGAGAAGGCUAUUUCGUUUGUCAAUGCCAAUGAUAGUUGGAACGCUAGAGUUGUAUAUGGUGACACUGAUAGUAUGUUUGUCCUCCUCAAAGGACGAACUGUAAAAGAAGCUUUUGUAGUCGGACAAGAGAUUGCAUCUGCAAUAACUGAAAUGAAUCCACACCCAGUCACUUUAAAGAUGGAGAAAGUCUAUCACCCUUGUUUCCUUCUUACGAAGAAGCGCUAUGUUGGGUACAGUUAUGAAAGUCCCGAUCAGAACGAGCCUAUAUUUGAUGCAAAAGGUAUUGAAACUGUUCGAAGAGACACUUGUGAAGCUGUUUCAAAAACUAUGGAGCAAUCGUUGAGACUCUUUUUUGAGAAGAAGAGCAUCUCUAAGGUUAAGUCGUACUUGUAUAGACAGUGGAAGCGGAUACUAUCAGGGAGAGUGUCUCUACAAGAUUUUGUCUUUGCAAAAGAAGUUCGGUUGGGGACUUAUAGCACAAGAGACUCUUCACUCCUUCCUCCAGCUGCUAUUGUGGCAACCAAAUCAAUGAGAACAGACCCUCGGACAGAGCCACGCUAUGCGGAACGAGUGCCUUAUGUUGUGAUCCAUGGGGAGCCAGGAGCUCGACUUGUUGAUAUGGUGGUGGACCCACUGGUUCUUUUGGACAUUGAUACACCCUACCGAUUGAAUGACUUAUACUACAUCAACAAACAAAUUAUACCGGCUUUGCAAAGGGUAUUUGGACUCCUGGGUGCAGACUUAAACCAGUGGUUUUUGGAGAUGCCCCGUCUCACCAGAAGCUCCCUUGGUCAACGUCCCUUAAGCUCUAAAAACUCACACAAAACGAGAAUUGAUUAUUUUUAUCUCUCGAAACAUUGCAUCUUGUGUGGGGAAGUUGUUCAAGAAUCUGCUCAGCUAUGCAACCGGUGCCUCAAAAAUAAAAGUGCUGCUGAUGCAACCAUUGUUUGGAAGACUUCAAAAUUGGAGAGAGAGAUGCAACACCUAGCCACGAUAUGCAGACACUGUGGUGGGGGAGACUGGGUGGUGCAAUGCGGAGUGAAAUGCAAUUCCCUUGCUUGCUCAGUCUUUUACGAGAGACGGAAAGUUCAGAAAGAGCUUCGUGGCCUCUCCUCCAUUGCUACUGAGAGUGAGCUUUACCCUAAAUGCAUGGCUGAGUGGUUCUAACAUAUUCGGAAAAUCAAUUCAAAAACCAGAUUUUGUGCAAAUUAUGUGGUCGUAAGUUAUGAGUUCAGGUAUUACGGUCUAUCAUCACGUCGAACUUCGAUUGCUUAUGUUUUAUAUGGUUGUGAUCAAAGAGCAUUUUGCCAAGGACGUGUGAAUGUGUGUAUAGAUAGUAGUAGUAUAGUAUAGUACAGUCACUCACCAUUUUUUUCAAUGAGCGUGUACAUAUCUCUGUGUUGUGUAUUAGCAAUCUUGGAAAAAAAAACAAUUAUAGUUUUGUUUAUAA
Messenger RNA from Arabidopsis lyrata subsp. lyrata, 6134 nucleotides. Its product is annotated as DNA polymerase zeta catalytic subunit. The transcript is spliced from 23 exons. Gene Ontology annotation, cellular component: nucleus; zeta DNA polymerase complex. NCBI's taxonomy places the organism in Eukaryota, Viridiplantae, Streptophyta, Magnoliopsida, Brassicales, Brassicaceae. Gene Ontology annotation, biological process: double-strand break repair via homologous recombination; error-prone translesion synthesis. The coding region runs from base 119 to 5851 and encodes 1910 amino acids. The record is from RefSeq and is a predicted model, not a curated record. Gene Ontology annotation, molecular function: nucleotide binding; DNA-directed DNA polymerase activity; DNA binding.